This is a messenger RNA of Fukomys damarensis (Damara mole-rat), 551 nucleotides long. It is a transcript of the gene Micos10, whose product is annotated as mitochondrial contact site and cristae organizing system subunit 10. NCBI's taxonomy places the organism in Eukaryota, Metazoa, Chordata, Mammalia, Rodentia, Bathyergidae. The record is from RefSeq and is a predicted model, not a curated record. The coding region runs from base 85 to 321 and encodes 78 amino acids. The transcript is spliced from 4 exons. Gene Ontology annotation, cellular component: MICOS complex; mitochondrion; mitochondrial inner membrane.
GCCUUGGCCGGCUCUCGCGAGACUUGCCGGGACUAGGAGUGCGGGAGCCGGCCGUGAGGAAAAGUGGAGCCGCGGGUGGGGAACAUGUCGGAGUCUGACCUCGGCAGGAAGUGGGACCGGUGUUUGGCAGAUGCAGUCGUGAAGAUAGGUACUGGUUUUGGAUUAGGAGUUGUUUUCUCUCUUACCUUCUUUAAAAGAAGAAUGUGGCCCUUAGCCUUUGGUUCUGGCAUGGGACUGGGGAUGGCCUACUCCAACUGUCAGCAUGAUUUCCAGGCCCCAUAUCUUCUACAUGGAAAAUAUGUCAAAGAGCAGGAGCAGUGACCUACUCCGGCCGAGAACACCCAGUGGGAGGAAGAGAGGUCCUGUUUACUCCUCAGGAGUACGGAAGCGCCCUGGAGUGUGCGGACGCUCUUCUGUAGCAGUGUUAGCAGUAAUGCUUUAAACUCCAGCACACUGUGUAUGUAUUUGAAACCAAGUCUGUUUCUUGUUUUGUAUUCUUUCUCUGGAAAUUGUCAGGAGGUAAUCUUAAAAGAAAUAAAUUUACGAAGGAA